CACGUGGCGCGCGCUCACAUGACCGGCGGCGCGAUGGACCCGCUGCCCGCCGCGGCGGGUGAGGCAGACGCCGGCGGAGAGGGAGGUCCGGCCGCGGCAGACGUGCCUGUGCCCCCCGUUGGCGAGCGGAGGGAGCUGGAGCCCAGGCAGAUGCAGGGGCCACAGGGGAACCCGCUGCUGCUGUCGGCCUCGCUGCAGGAGCUGUUGGCCAGGGACACGGUGCAGGUGGAGCUCAUUCCUGAGAAGAAGGGGCUUUUCCUCAAGCACGUGGAAUACCAGGUGGCCAGCCAGCGCUUCAAGUCCUCGGUAUACAGACGCUACAAUGACUUCGUGGUCCUCCAUGAGAUGCUGCUCCACAAGUUUCCGUACCGCAUGGUGCCAGCCCUCCCGCCCAAGAGGGUGCUGGGAGCCGACAGGGAGUUCAUCGAGGCCCGGAGGAGAGCGCUGAAGCGCUUCAUUAACCUGGUGGCGCGGCACCCCCGUUUCGCCGAUGACACACUGCUCAAACUCUUCCUGGGCUUCAGUGGCUCCGAUGUGCAGAACAAACUCAAAGAGUCUGCGCAGACCGUCGGAGACGAAUUCCUGAACUGCAAAUUGGCCUCCCGCGCCAAGGACUUCCUCCCUGCCGAUGUGCAGGCCCAGUUUGCCGUCAGCCGGGAGCUGAUCCGGAACAUCUACAACAGCUUCUACAAGCUGCGUGACCGGGCUGAGCGCAUGGCUACACGGGCCAUCGACAGUGCCGCCGACCUCCUCAUCUUUGGGAAGGAGUUAAGUGCUUUGGGAUCUGACACGACGCCGCUGCCCUCCUGGGCCACCCAGCACAGCAGCACCUGGAGCUCCCUGAAGCAGGCCCUCCGAGGCCUGUCCGUGGAGUUUGCGCUUCUCGCCGACAAGGCUGCGGAGCAGGGAAGACAGGAGGAAAACGACGUGGUGGAGAAGCUGAACCUCUUCCUGGAUUUGCUCCAGUCCUACAGAGACCUGUGUGAGCGGCACGAGCGGGGCGUGCUGCACAAGCACCAGCGCGCCCUGCACAGGUACGGCCUGAUGCGCAGGCAGAUGCUGAGCGCCGCCGUGCAGAGCCGCGAGCCCCAGUCGGUGGAGCAGCUCGAGUCGCACAUCGUGGAGGAGAGCGCGAUCCACACCAUGGAGCUUCGGAACCACUUCUCCCUGUACUGCCUGCACCAGGAGACGCAGCUGGUGCACGCCUACCUGCCGCUCACCUCCCACAUCCUCGGUGCCUUUGUCAACUCGCAGAUCCAGGGCCACAGGGAGAUGAGCAAGGUGUGGAAUGACCUGAAGCCUAAGCUCAGCUGCCUCUUCGCUGGACCACACAGUGCCCUGACCCCACCCAGCUCCCCACAGGACGGCCCAGUCCCUCACUAGGCCCGGGUGCAGGGGCCAUGCAGUGGCCUGACCCCGCCCAGCUCCCCGCAGGACGGAUGACUGCUCACUGAUGCCUUCUUCCAAGCUGGUGUCCCUGUGUAGUUCCUGCAGCUGGCUGCAGCCCCACACCAGGUGCUGCCCGCCAUGCACACAGAGGCCAUGAGAGUAUGGUGCUGAGUGCAGGGACGGGGGAGGCGGGGCUGCAUGGGCUCCCCGAACUCUGCUCGGCUCUGCCAGCCCCCACUCCAGGCAGACAUCGCCUCCCUGUCUGGGUGUUGUAGGGGAUGGGAUUCUGGUGUCAUGAGCCCGAGAGCAGUGUGGGCUCCGCGGGGUGGGUGCCUCCCAUGGGCCCCGCCUGCCUGUGCUCUGGAACCUCAGCAGAGGGGUUCUCCGUGGUUUGCCCAGCACGGGGCUCUGAGCUAGAAAGGGCAUCCCGGCCCCUCUGUCCAGCCCCCCGGCACAGCAGACACUGCCCCUGACUACCUGUGGGGCUCCCGCCCGCCCCAGGGAGAUGGCACGUGCCGGAGUUCUUCCAUCUGUCCUGUACUUACUUUCUCAUGGCCAUGCUUGACCUGGCUGCCAGGCCGUCUGUGGGACCACGCCAUCCUUGGCAGGAAGCACUUUACAGGGCUGCAGAUGACUCACUAAACUGGAAUUGUUUACACAC
Molecule: messenger RNA, 2050 nt
Organism: Sorex fumeus (smoky shrew)
Lineage: Eukaryota; Metazoa; Chordata; Mammalia; Eulipotyphla; Soricidae
Gene: SNX8
Product: sorting nexin 8
Exons: 11
Coding region: 19-1383 (454 amino acids)
Biological process (GO): retrograde transport, endosome to Golgi
Molecular function (GO): phosphatidylinositol binding
Source: RefSeq, a predicted model, not a curated record